This is a messenger RNA of Xiphophorus maculatus (southern platyfish), 18767 nucleotides long. It is a transcript of the gene ank2a, whose product is annotated as ankyrin-2. The coding region runs from base 277 to 17055 and encodes 5592 amino acids. The transcript is spliced from 52 exons. The record is from RefSeq and is a predicted model, not a curated record. Gene Ontology annotation, cellular component: T-tubule. Gene Ontology annotation, biological process: protein localization to T-tubule; regulation of cardiac muscle contraction; signal transduction. Gene Ontology annotation, molecular function: protein binding. NCBI's taxonomy places the organism in Eukaryota, Metazoa, Chordata, Actinopteri, Cyprinodontiformes, Poeciliidae.
ACACGUACAUGCGCAGGGUCCAGCUGCACACCGGGAGCAUCCCUGCGCAGAGAGAGCGCUCUCCUUGCUCUCGCAGUCUAGAGCGAUCGCUUCGUUUGUUAUGUUUUUUUUUCUUCACAUUUUGUCAUCACACAGAAUCUCACUGACGACGCAGAAUGAUGCGGGGCCCCGCCGAGCUCUGUGCAUGCUGAGGCCCGCACACAUCCACCUUGCACCGGCAUAAAGACCCUCACUGACCGCACUGAUAUUUUUUACUGGCAGUCAGACCAAGACGGAAUGUCAAGCAGCCCUGAAGGAAGUCGCUCCGGGGGCGGCGGCUGCGCCUCCGACGGAGACUCCAAACGGGCCUCCUCGAGCAACACGUCCCCGGAGGGUGGACCUCCACCGCCGCUGCACCAGAACCGCAUACGGCAGUCUGACAGUAACACCAGUUUUCUCCGGGCUGCCCGAGCCGGAAACACUGACAAAGUCCUUGAAUUCCUCAAAAAUGGAGUAGACAUCUGCACCUGCAACCAGAAUGGUCUCAAUGCAUUACACCUGGCAGCUAAGGAAGGACACAAAGAUUUAGUAGAAGAACUGCUGCAAAGAGGAGCCUCCGUUGACUCAUCUACCAAGAAAGGAAACACCGCCCUCCAUAUCGCCUCAUUGGCGGGGCAAAAAGAAGUAGUGAGGCUGCUGGUGAACAGAGGGGCAGAUAUCAAUGCUCAGUCACAGAAUGGCUUCACUCCUCUCUACAUGGCGGCCCAGGAAAAUCAUUUGGAGGUGGUGCGGUACUUGCUGGAAAAUGAAGGAAACCAAAGCAUUGCAACAGAAGAUGGCUUUACCCCACUUGCGAUCGCCCUCCAACAGGGUCACAACUCGGUGGUCUCGCUGCUUUUGGAGCAUGACACCAAGGGUAAGGUCCGCCUACCUGCCCUGCACAUAGCGGCCCGCAAAGAUGACACCAAGUCUGCUGCCCUCCUGCUUCAGAAUGACCACAACGCUGAUGUGCAAUCGAAGAUGAUGGUCAAUAGAACCACAGAGAAUGGGAAGAGUGGUUUCACUCCCCUGCACAUCGCUGCUCACUACGGUAAUGUGAACGUCGCCACUCUGCUGCUGAACAGAGGAGCUGCCGUUGACUUCACAGCACGGAAUGAGAUUACGCCUCUUCAUGUGGCCUCCAAGAGAGGAAACACCAACAUGGUGGCUUUGCUGUUGGAUCGAGGGUCUCAAAUAGAUGCUAAGACAAGGGAUGGUCUGACGCCUCUACACUGUGCUGCCAGGAGUGGACAUGACACGGCCCUGGAGCUUCUGCUGGAAAGAGAAGCACCCAUUUUAGCUAGAACCAAGAACGGAUUGUCCCCGCUGCACAUGUCAGCUCAGGGAGACCACAUAGAGUGUGUGAAACUGUUGCUGCAACACAAGGCGCCUGUUGACGACGUUACACUCGAUUACCUCACGGCGCUGCAUGUUGCUGCUCACUGUGGCCACUACAGAGUCACCAAGCUCCUCUUAGACAAGAAAGCCAACCCAAACGCCAGAGCGCUGAAUGGAUUUACUCCUCUCCAUAUUGCUUGCAAGAAAAAUCGAGUGAAAGUGAUGGAGCUCCUUAUUAAAUAUGGUGCUUCCAUCCAGGCCAUUACUGAGUCUGGAUUGACACCCAUUCAUGUAGCAGCUUUCAUGGGUCACCUCAACAUUGUUCUGCUCCUGCUGCAGAACGGAGCCUCUCCUGAUGUCCGCAACAUUCGUGGUGAGACAGCGCUCCACAUGGCAGCACGAGCAGGUCAGAUGGAAGUGGUUCGCUGCUUGUUGAGAAAUGGAGCCCUGGUGGAUGCUAUGGCCAGGGAGGACCAAACACCCCUCCACAUUGCCUCUCGUUUGGGUGAAACCGAUAUUGUCCAACUGCUCCUGCAGCACAUGGCCCACCCGGACGCUGCCACCACCAACGGCUACACCCCUCUUCACAUUUCAGCCAGAGAGGGUCAGGUAGAGACAGCGGCUGUGCUGCUGGAGGCAGGAGCCUCGCACUCGCUGGCCACCAAGAAAGGAUUCACUCCCUUACAUGUAGCAGCCAAAUAUGGAAGCCUUGAUGUAACUAACCUUCUCCUUCAACGGAAAGCACUUCCAGAUGAUGCUGGGAAGAACGGCCUGACUCCAUUACAUGUAGCAGCUCAUUAUGACAACCAGGAGGUGGCUCUGCUGCUGCUGGAUAAAGGGGCAUCACCGCAUGCCACUGCAAAGAACGGCUACACUCCACUUCACAUUGCAGCUAAAAAGAACCAGACCAACAUUGCUUUAGCAUUGCUGCAGUACGGAGCAGAGACCAACGUUUUGACCAAGCAGGGAGUCAGUCCCCUGCACCUGGCAGCCCAGGAAGGACAUGCUGAGAUGGUCAGCCUGCUGCUACGCAAAGGAGCUCACGUCAAUACAGCAACCAAGAGUGGACUCACUCCUUUGCAUCUCACAGCCCAGGAGGACAGAGUGAAUGCAGCGGAGGUUCUGGCCAAACAUGAUGCGAACCUGGACCAGCAAACUAAACUUGGAUACACUCCUCUGAUAGUAGCAUGUCAUUAUGGAAAUGUCAAAAUGGUUAACUUCCUGCUACAGCAAGGUGCCAGUGUCAAUGCCAAAACCAAGAAUGGUUACACACCACUUCACCAGGCAGCACAGCAAGGGAACACACACAUAAUUAAUGUUUUGCUGCAACAUGGGGCCAAACCCAACACAACCACAGUAAAUGGGAACACUGCUCUGUCCAUUGCCAAACGCCUGGGUUACAUAUCUGUGGUUGACACGCUGAAAGUUGUUACAGAAGAGAUCAUCACCACCACAACUACGGUGACAGAGAAACAUAAACUCAACGUUCCAGAGACCAUGACAGAGAUUCUAGAUGUAUCAGAUGAGGAAGUUUUGAAGGUGGAAGAUGAAGCAUUUUCUGAGAUGACAGUGGCACUGGAAGGUGAGGACACAAUGACGGGGGAUGGUGGGGAGUACCUGAGAGCAGAGGACAUAUGGAAACUGCAGGACGACUCUCUGCCAGAACAUUAUCUGGACAGCUUCAGCUAUAUGAGCCACAACUUCGACAGAUCCCAGCACACUCCUAUUCACCAAAGCUUUCAUCAGAGGGAGGACGUUCUCUUCGAAGACAUACUGACGAGCCACCAGGUAUCAACAUUGUCUAGAGAGAACGACAAGGAAACUUUCCGACUGAGCUGGGGUGCUGAACAUCUCGAUAAUGUCAUGUUGUCUUCCAGUCUGCUGCACUCAGGCCGUUCCUCUCCAUGCCUAGACCAUGACAACAGCAGCUUCCUGGUUAGCUUCAUGGUAGAUGCCAGAGGCGGAGCUAUGCGUGGUUGUCGUCAUAAUGGCCUACGGAUCAUUGUGCCACCAAGGAAGUGUUCGGCACCCACCCGCGUAACAUGCAGACUGGUUAAGAGACAUCGCCUGGCUUCCAUGCCCCCCAUGGUGGAGGGCGAGGGACUUGCUGGUCGUAUCAUCGAGGUUGGACCGACUGGAGCUCAGUUCCUGGGUAAGCUCCAUCUUCCCACUGCUCCUCCCCCUCUGAAUGAGGGCGAGAGCCUGGUCAGUCGCAUCCUGCAGCUGGGUCCUCCAGGAACAAAGUUCCUCGGGCCUGUGAUUGUGGAGAUUCCCCAUUUUGCCGCUCUUCGGGGCACUGAGAGGGAACUUGUGAUCUUGCGGAGUGAAACCGGAGACAACUGGAAAGAACACCACUGUGACUUCACUGAGGAAGAGCUGAACCAGAUCCUUAAUGGCAUGGAUGAAAAGCUUGAUUCCCCCGAGGAGCUUGAAAAGAAGAGAAUUUGCCGAAUCAUCACCAGAGACUUCCCUCAGUAUUUCGCAGUGGUAUCGAGAAUAAAGCAGGACAGCCAUCUGAUUGGUCCAGAGGGUGGCGUGCUCAGUAGCACCCUUGUGCCCCAGGUUCAGGCUGUCUUCCCUGAAGGUGCCCUCACUAAGAAGAUCAGAGUCGGGCUACAGGCUCAGCCUAUUGAUGUGGAGCUGGUGAAAAAGAGUCUUGGCAACAAAGCCACUUUUAGCCCAAUUGUUACAUUAGAACCCAGACGGAGAAAAUUUCACAAGCCGAUCACCAUGACGAUUCCAAUCCCCGAGAGCUCCAACACCGAUGGACCAAAUGCCAUGUUCAGUGGGGAGACCCCCACUUUACGUUUGCUCUGCAGUAUAACAGGUGGAACCACACCUGCCCAGUGGGAAGACAUCACUGGCUCCACACCACUCACCUUUGUUAACCAGUGUGUUUCCUUCACCACCAAUGUUUCAGCAAGGUUCUGGCUUAUAGACUGCAGACAGACCCAGGAGUCUGUUAAUUUUGGGACACAGCUGUACAGAGAAAUCAUCUGUGUUCCCUACAUGGCUAAGUUUGUCAUCUUUGCCAAAACGCUGGACCCCAUUGAGGCACGGUUGCGGUGCUUCUGCAUGACAGAUGACAAGAUGGACAAAACCUUGGAACAGCAAGAGAACUUCACCGAAGUAGCUCGCAGCCGAGAUGUUGAGGUGCUGGAAGGAAAACCCAUAUAUGCAGACUGCUUCGGAAACCUUGUACCCCUUACCAAGAGUGGACAGCACCAUGUAUUCAGUUUCUUUGCUUUUAAAGAGAACAGACUGGCACUCUUUAUUAAAAUUCGUGAUACUGCCCAGGAGCCCUGCGGACGAUUGUCUUUCACUAAAGAACCACGCACAUACCGAAGUCUUCAUCACAAUGCCAUCUGCAACCUUAACAUCACUCUUCCAACAUACUCAAAAGAGUCUGACUCAGAUCAAGAUGGGGAAGAUGAGAGUGAGAAGAGUGAGAAGAAAUAUGAUGAAUCUGAGUCUACUGAGACAUUCUCACUGAGAACUAAUCAACCACUUGAUCCUGCAACUCUUGCAAGUCCAGACAUUCUAUCAGACAUAUCAGAUGUCAGAAUAUCUGCAGUAUUUCCAAUAGAUGUCUAUGAGGAGAGAGCUAGAGCUGUAGUGUUGGUUGAAAAAGAGUCAUUUGCUGCAGUGGAAUACUUUAAAGAUAGAUCUGAAAUGACUGGAGAGAUUCAAAAAGAGAACCUUAUUUAUAGCAGUGAGUCAGUGAAAGAAAGAACAGCCAUGGUCUCAAAAGUCAACACAGAUAUGGGAGAACAUUUUGAACCUGCUGUGAGACAUAGUUCACAAGAAGACCUUGUCCAAGGCACAUCUGGUCAUGGUACUAAAUUGCAAACAGCACUACAUAGCAAACAACGUCCCCCAAAUAUCAAAAAACCUAUAAGGAAAAAGCUUAGAGAACGAGAGCUGUCCAGGUGUAGCAGCUCUGAGGGGGAGCUGGAAAGGGUGAGCUCUGAGGAAUCUUUGGAUGGUGAAGUUAUUCUUGAAGAAAGCUUUUCAGCUAGCUCAGUUAUUCAACCCCCUGUUUCUCCUUUAAUUAUUGAGACACCUAUAGGGUCCAUAAAAGACAAGGUUAAAGCUUUACAAACCAAAGUUGAACAGGAGGACAUGCAAAAAACUAGUCAAGGUGUAGCAUGUGCAGAAAAAUCUUCCAUUGUUCCAAUGAAACAAGAUGAUGUCAUGCCAGAACUUCCACAAGUUCCCAAAUCCCCUAAAUCUCCUAGAUCUCAGACAGAAAGAUUAGAGGAGAUUAUGUCAGUGAAGGAGUUAAUGAAAGCCUUUCAGACUGGACAGGACCCAUCAAAAUGUACAUUUGGGCUUUUUGAGCAUAAGCCACCACUUUCUUCUCAUAGUGAAACAUUGAAAUACAAGCUUUCAGGUACCGAAGAGACACUUGGAACAGAGCAGAGUCCAACCUAUGAGAUUCCUGUCAUUUUCAGUCAACAUGAGGAUGUGAAUAAAAUGGACAAGAUGGACAUGAGAGAUGAACAAGUUAGCUCAAUCAGAAACACUACUGAGAAAACCCUGUUGAUAUCAGAAAGACCUUCCAAUGGUAAAACAGUAAAGUUUGCUGAUACAGUUCAAGAUGACUUUGGAAAUGAUAGCCCACUGGUAGAGUGCAGAAACAGAGAGCUGCAAGAUAAAGAGACACUGUCUGUGAAGGAUCGGAUGAAAAUAUUCCAAACAGAACAGGAUUUCCCACAAAAUACCACAGGACUUUCACAACACAUAGCCAUAGCUUUUUCUAGCACACAUUUUGUGUCUGAAUCUGAAUCCCAGGACCAUGCUCAGGGCCUCACGGUUCUUAGUCCACAAAGUGACAGCACAGAAGAUCAAACAUCAAAUUUUGUGGGAUGUAAAUCUGAGGAAGCAGCAGUUUCAGACGGUUCUCUUUUUGGAAAAACAGUUCCACGUCCUGAUUCUGUUAAAAGUGAGACAGUACAUAUCUGUUCCCCAGGUGAGGAGCAAGGUAAGCCCACUGUGUCUGUGAAAGAACUAAUGAAAACAUUCCAGGACUCUUCAGUUGAACAUGGACACAUUCAAAAUAUUAAAACCAAUGAUGUUCCAGCUCCUCAAGCACAAAAGGAUAUUCCAACCAUUACUUCAGUUCGCCAAACAGUAAACAAAGAGAAUGAGUCUAAAAAUGAAUCUCAACAAAGUUUUGAUGUGACCUAUUUUAGAAAUACUGAUGAAAAAAUGGAGAGGAUUGAUUUUAAUGAUAAAAAUAUUAGCCUUAAGGAAGAAGCAUCAGGUUUGUCAGAGAAAAGCCCAGGGAAAAUGCAGUUAGAUGGAUCCUUCUUAAGCACUUUUAGGGGUUUAUCUGAGGAAACUCAAAUCAGCCCAGAUCGCAGAACUUCUGAGGACUUCAGUGCUGACAUAAAGGCUGAACUGGAAGAAAAUUCCGAAUAUCAGCUGUUUAGGCAGACUCAAACAGUUUCAGAUGUUAAUUAUCAAGUGUUGGUCCUUGAAGGGGACGAAUCACCUGAUGACUUUGACAGUCCUUGCUAUGUGGGAGACAUCAGUUCUGACCUUCCUGGGACACCCAAGGAUGAAAACUUGACUGAAUCUUCAGAGAAGAGUGUUGAUUCCUCUUGUUCUAGCUCAGGAGAAAUACAAACUUCUGACACCCACCAAAGAAGAAAUGAAAAGACUUUUAGUCUUUCAAUAAGUGAAACCAAAGAAGAAAAGAAUAUUUUUGGGGCAGCUGAGGCAGAUAUAUUAGCUGACUAUGAAAGCAAAAUACUUUAUAGACAAAUUGACAUAGAAGAAAAAGAAACCAUUAUCAGGGAGCCAGGACUUCAAGAUAUCCAGACAGAGAAGAAAACAUCUUACCAGGCAUCAACAGCAGAAAAGGACAUGCAAGGGACGCUGUUGUUAAUGGGAAAAGAUUUUGAUCAGUGUCCACAGAUUAAGUCUUUUGAAAAACAUAAAAUUGAUCAGGAGUGUCAAGAAACAGAUGUACAUAAAGAAAUAGAUGAAGACACUUUAGCAUCACUAGCUAAUGAAAACAAAAAAAUAUUGAUGGGUGAAAGAACACAGAUUUGGACAAAUGAAAAUAUAAUUAUGGCAGCAAGUGACAAAAGAAAAAGUGAACUGGAAAAAGACCAAACAUCUGAAACAUUAAAAGAUUUCUCAACAAACUUUUCAGUCAGUGAUAGUAAAUUUUCCCCAUACAAGGACAAGAAAACAUGUCAAAUAAAAGAAGAUCAAGAUAGUGAAAGUAGUGCAUCUGAAAACAUAACAGAGGAAAUUGGCCAGUCAACGUUGAUACAAGAAUACAAAAGAGAAGGAGCAAGGUUACAACAAUCUGAAACCAAAAAGAAUGUGUCAGGUAUGUCUUCACAUCUCAGUUCUGAUGUUCAUGAAUACAUUAAAGAAGAGCCAGUGGGAAGAAAAAGCCAUCUGGAAGAUGUUCUCCAUGAGAACUUCAAAGAAGUAAAACGGUCUAGAGAUCAUUCAGAAGAACAAAUUGAGAAAAAGAAAAACUCCCAGACUGCUGUAAUUUCACCCAAAGAAGAAAGAAUUAUUUCAGUUUUGGAGACUCCAUGCCAACAAAUUCAUACUGAAAGAAAGAUAUGCCCAGAACAUUCUGUAUCUGAGAAGGAUAUGACAGGCAUGUUAUCACAUCUCAGCAGUGGCCUAGAAGAAUAUCUCAAAGAAAAGCCAGUGAUGAGACAAAGUCAUUCUGAGGACGAUCUAAUAAAUGAUCAAUGCAAAGAAAAAAAGCUGGUAAGAGAUUUUUCAAGUGACAAGCUAGGCAGAGAGGAAAACUUGGAGACUUGUGUAGUUCAAGUCAAAGAACAAAUAGUGUUUGAACAAGUUUGUGAUAAGAGAAAAGGAAGCCCAGAAAAGCCAUCAAUAGAGAAAGAUAUGUCAGGCAUGUUGUCACAUCUGAGUAGUGACCUGGAUAAAUAUGUCAAAGAAACGCCAGUGACAAGACAAAUACAUCUUGUGGAAGAUCUGGUAAGUGAGAGCUGCAAAGAAAUAAAACUUGCAAGAGGUGAUUUAGAGGACAAGACUGAGGAGAACGCAAAUGUUCAGACUGACCAGGCUGUAGUCAAUGAAGAGACAAAAACAUCUGACCCAGAGGCCAAAAAUGAACAAGUUUAUAUGGAGAGAAGAGGAAUCCCAAUAAAGCCAGCAAUAGAGAAAGAAAUGUCAGGCAUGUUGUCACAUCUGAGUAGUGAUCUGGAUGAAUAUGUCAAAGAAAUUCCAGUGACAAAACAAAUACAUAUUGUGGAAGAUCUGGUAAGUGAGAGCUGCAAAGAAAUAAAACUUGCAAGAGGUGAUUUAGAGGACAAGACUGAGGAGAACGUAAAUGUUCAGACUGACCAGGUUGUUGUCAAUGAAGAGACAAAAACAUCUGACCCAGAGGCCAAAAAUGAACAAGUUUAUAUGGAGAGAAGAGGAAUCCCAAUAAAGCCAGCAAUAGAGAAAGAAAUGUCAGGCAUGUUGUCACAUCUGAGUAGUGAUCUGGAUGAAUAUGUCAAAGAAAUUCCAGUGACAAAACAAAUACAUAUUGUGGAAGAUCUGGUAAGUGAGAGCUGCAAAGAAAUAAAACUUGCAAGAGGUGAUUUAGAGGACAAGACUGAGGAGAACGCAAAUGUUCAGACUGACCAUGUUGUAGUCAAUGAAGAGACGAAAACAUCUGACCUGGAGGCCAAAAUUGAACAGGUUUAUAUGGAGAGAAGAGGAAUCCCAAUAAAGCCAGCAAUAGAGAAAGAAAUGUCAGGCAUGUUGUCACAUCUGAGUAGUGACAUGAAUGAAUAUGUCAUCAAAAAACCAUUGACAAGUCAAAGUCAUCUUGAGGAAGAUCUGAUAAAUGAGACAUGCAAAGAAAUAAAACUUGCAAGGGAUGAUUCAGAAGACAAGAUUGAGAAAAUAGAGAACCUUGAGACUGAACCAGUUGUAAUCAAACAACAAACACAAAUGUCUGUAAUUGAGAAUGAAUUUGAACAAGUUUAUGUUGAAAGAAAAGGAAGUCCACAAAAUCCGACAAUCGUGAAAAAUAUGUCAGGCAUGUUGUCACAUCUGAGUAGUGACUUGAAUGAAUAUGUCAAACAAAUACCGGUGACUCAACAAAAUCUGCCCGAAGAAGAUCUGGUCAGUGAGAGCUGCAAAGAAAUAAAACUGAUUGAUUCAGAGGACAAGACUGAGAAAAUGAAAAAUGCUCAGAUUGACCCAGCCGUAGUCAAAGAACAAACAAAAACAUCUGUUUCUGAGGCCCAAAUUGAAAAAGUUUAUGUGGAAAAAGAAGAAAGUCCACAAAAGCCAAUAAUCAUGAAAGACAUGUCAAGCAUGUUGUCCCAUCUUAGUAGUGACAUAGAUGAAUAUGUCAAACAAAUACCAAUGACAAAACAAAGUCUACUUGAGGAAGAUCUGGUCAAUGAGAGUUGCACAGAAAUAAAACUUUCACGAGAUGAUUCAGAGGACAAGCCUGAGAAAAUGGAAAAUGCUCAGAUUGACUCAGCCAUAGUUAAAGAACAAACAAAAUCAUCUGUUUCAGAGGCCCAAUUUGAACAAGUUUAUUUUGAGAGAAAAGGAAGAUCACAAAUGGCUGUUAUUGAGAGAGAUAUGUCAGGCAUGUUGUCACAACUCAGUAGUGACCUGGAUGAACAUUUCAAACAAAUACCAGUGACAAGACAAAGUCAUCCAGAGGAAGAUCUGGUAAAUGAGAGCUGCAAAGAAACAAAACUGGCAAAGGAUGAUUCAGAAGACAAGCCUGUGGAAGAGGAAAAUGUUAAGGUUGACCAAGCUUCAAUCAAAGAACAAACAAAACCAUCUGUUUCAGAGCCCCAAUUUGAACAACUUUAUGUCGAGAAGAAAGAAAGUCCAAAAAAGCCAAUAAUCAUGAAAGACAUGUCAAGCAUGUUGUCCCAUCUUAGUAGUGACAUAGAUGAAUAUGUCAAACAAAUACCAGUGACAAGACAAAGUCUACCUGAGGAAGAUCUGGUCAGUGAGAGUUGCACAGAAAUAAAACUUGCAAGGGAUGAUUCAGAGGACAAGACUGAGAAAAUGGAAAAUGUUCAGACUGACCCAGCUGUAGUCAAUGAACAAAGAAAAACAUCUCUUUUGGAGGUCCAAUUUGAACAAGUCUUGAUGGAGAGAGAAGGCAGUCCUCAAAAACUAAUAAUCAUGAAAGAUAUGUCAAACAUGUUGUCAUAUCUCACCAGUGACCUGGAUGAAUAUGUAAAACAUGUACCAGUGUCUCAACAAAAUCUGCCUGACGAAGAUCUGGUCAAUGAGAGUUGCACAGAAAUAAAACUUUCACGAGAUGAUUCAGAGGACAAGACUGAGAAAAUGGAAAAUGCUCAGAUUGACCCAGCCGUAGCCAAAGAACAAACAAAAACAUCUGUUUCGGAGGCCCAGUUUGAACAAGUUUAUAUGGAGAGAAAAGAAAGAUCACAAAAGCCAGUAAUUGAGAAAGAUAUGUCAGGCAUAUUGUCACAUCUCAUUUGUGACCUGGAUGAAUAUUUCAAACAAAUACCAGUGACAAGACAAAGUCAUCCAGAGGAAGAUCUGGUAAAUGAGAACUGCAAAGAAACAAAACUGGUAAAAGAUGAUUCAGAAGACAAGCCUGUGGAAGAGGAAAAUGUUCAGGCUGACCCAGCUGUAGUGCAAGAACUAACACAAUCAUCUGUUUCAGAGGCCCAAUUUGAACAAGUUUAUAUGGAGAGAAAAGGAAGAUCACAAAAGCCAGUAAUUGAGAAAGAUAUGUCAGGCAUGUUGUCACAUCUCAGUUGUGACCUGGAUGAACAUUUCAAACAAAUACCAGUGACAAGUCAAAGUCAUCCAGAGGAAGAUCUGGUAAAUGAGAACUGCAAAGAAACAAAACUGGCAAAACAUGAUUCAGAAGACAAGCCUGUGGAAGAGGAAAAUGUUCAGGCUGACCCAGCUGUAGUGCAAGAACAAACAAAAACAUCUCUUUCAGAGGCCAAAUUUGAACAAGUUUAUAUGGAGAGAAAAGGAAGAUCACAAAAGCCAGUAAUUGAGAACGAUAUGUCAGGCAUGUUGUCACAUCUCAGUUGUGACCUGGAUGAAUAUUUCAAACAUAAACCAAUGACAAGUCAAAGUCAUCUUGAGGAAGAUCUGGUAAGCGAAAGCUGUACAGAAGUAAAACUUGCGAGUGAUGAUUCACAAGACAAGGUUGCGGCUGACAAAAACUUGCAGACUCAUGUAGUUGGUGUCAAGGAACACACACAAGCCUCAGUUUUGGAAACUCAUUUUGACCAGGUUGAUGUUGUGAGAAAAGGAACCCCACAAAAGCCAAUGACUGAAAAAGAUAUGUCAACAGUGUUGUCACAUCUGAGAACUGACAUAGAUGAAUAUGUCUCAAAAAGUCCAGUGAUAACAAAAGGUAUUUCUGAUGAGGACCUGGUCAGUGAGAGGUGCAAAGAAAUUAAAUUGGCAAGGGAUAAUUUAGAAGAACAGAUUGGGGAAGGGGAAAACAUUCAGCUGGCUGCAUUUGGAGUCAAACAAAAACAACAAUCAUCAGAUUUAGAGAAUGAGUUUGAACAUGUUUACUUUGAGAGAAAAAGAAGCCCACAAAAGCAAGUGACUGAGAAAGAUAUGACAAGCAUCUUGUCCCUUCUCAGUAGUGACCUGGAUGAAAAUGACAAACAAAUGCCAUUGACAAGACAAAGUUAUUCUGAGGAAGAUCUGGUCAGUGAGAGCUGCGAAGAAGUAAAACUGCCCAGGGAUAAUUUAGAAGAUAAUUUAAGUUUAGCUGCUUCAUCACAUCUCAAUAUACAAGGGUCUUUUCAGGUUUCAAGUACUCAUAGCACACUAAAACGACCAUCUGAUUUAGACAGCCUUCAGACUCAGGGGUUUGAUGACUCAGAUCAGGAACCAUGCCAUCAGGAUUCAUUAGAGGCCAGUCCUCUUAUGGAAGACAGAUCAUCAAAGAAGUCUCCUGAUUCCAUUGAGCCAAGCCCCACUAAAGAAUCUCCAUGUCAAGACUCUCUUGAAGGAAGUCCUACUCAACCAAAGGAACAACAAUUUCAAAUGCCAGUACAGACAGCUGUGUAUGAAGAUUAUGCUUCCCAGCUCAAAGCAUGUUUUCCUUCUGAUAAAGCCAUUCAUACAGAUGAAUCUGGCAACACUACACAAGAAAACACAACUGCAAUCCCACAAGUGGAUAAUAAAGUGAUGGAUGAUCAUUCUCCUAAGUCUACACAUGAAGUAACUGGUAUGUGGUCAAACGAGAGUGUUCACACACUCAUUAGGCAAUACUCUCUUGGUAGUAAUGACAGUGAGAAUGACACCACCAAUAAACAAUACACUCCAGAAGAGGAGAUGUUUAAAAUAGCUGUAAAGAUCAAAACAUUUGAUGAAAUGGAACAUGAAUCAAAAAUGAAGAAAGACAAAUUGGUUGAUGCCCCUUCUCUAUCUGAUGAAAGUGCAGUGGAUCUCAAAUUUGACCCAGCUGCAAAGCCUUCCUUAACAGAUGUGCUACACCAAAUCUCUGAAAAACAAGUAGCAGAACACUCUAAUCAGUCAGUUGAAGAUUCACUGUGUAUAAUUACAAGUCAGAAAGAGGAACCUGAGAGAAGUGUCUCUGUGCCCCAAGUAGCAGAAAUACAUAAAGACAUGACAGAAGGUGCGAGUUCUCAAGUAGCAAAAGAACAUUUUCCCUGCACUGUGAGAAAUGAACAUACCUUACCCAGUGGCUUUGCAAAUGAGUCAGUAUUGACACAUGAUUCGGAGUAUUACAAUAACCCCCAGGACUAUGGAACUAUUGAAGUAGAAGAUGUCACAUUAUGUUGCAGUUAUGAUAAUGUGACCUUAAAGGAACAUACUGAGGGUGAGCAACAAGUGCCUCUUGAUGCUUUGGAGGACACAAAAACACCUGAAAAAAUAAUUGUGCAGACACCAGGUGGGGAGAAAAGCCCCAGUCCAUUUCAGUUUCAGGAAGGAAAGCUAUUUGAAAUGACUCGGGGUGGAGCUAUUGAUAUGACAAGAAGAACUUUUGAUGAGGAAGAGGAAUCAUAUUCAUUCUUUCAUGUCGGGGAACAUCCUGUUGAGGAGGCUGUUUUGGAAACAACUGUUUCAGACACAACCCUUCAAGGGACCCCAAAAUCACAGGUAACUCCAUAUAUCUGUGCUGUAAAUUCCAGUCCUGAAUCCAAAAGUACCACAAAACCUUCUCUUGAAAAGUCAAAACUUGAGAAAUCGCUUCAAAAUGUUGAUCUGUGCAGCCGUACGGACACCAAGCUUGGUUCUCCAAAUGCUUCUAAUACUUUUACAGAUAUUUCAACAGAGGCUGAAAGUCUCAAAAACCUUGGGCUGGGCUAUCUGGACAGCACAAUAGCUGACCUUCAGCUAGACACAUCUGCUGAAUCUGAAAAGAAUUCUUUAGAUUCCUCAUCAUCUGAUGAUGAUGAGCUUGAUGAAGAUGAAGACCAAUGCUCAGUCAUAGAAAUGAGAUAUCAUCAACGCUCACCCCCACUCCCGGAUUUCAAAGAAACCCCCAACGAUAGAGAGGAAAUAUCAGUGAGAGAACCACAGCUUUCAGAGCUUGUUCAAGUUCGAGAAGCAGGAGAAAUCCUAACUUUUAGUCGUAGAACUAGAUCUGAGGAUAACACAACUAACGCCUUUAGUAAAGAAGGUAGGAGUUAUUCUGAGAGUAGUCAACCCUCUAAUAUAUUAAGUAUUCUUUCUUCCAAACCUACUACCGUUAUCCAGGAGAAAGCUUUGGGUGAUUGGAUUUCUGCAAGUUCUCCUCCAAUAAAUGAAACAUCUGUGAGGUCUUCUUUAGAGACCGAUGAAAUGAGCAGCACUAGUCACAUGAGUUCAGAUUCUGUUAUAUUUACAUAUGACAUCCCAGCCUCCCAAAGUUCAGAUUCUGAUGGCAGUCAGUUGCCAGUUGUACAUCCAUCCUGCGGAACAGAGGAUGUGUUUGAGUCCAGGCCUGCCUGGGAUGACACAGUGGAAACUCAGAUGCAGAGAAUCGGUGAUGAUCAGACUCCAGAAUUUACAUCAGCUGACUGGCAGGACGACACUGACCGGAAAGAAGAAACAUUAGCAAUCAUUGCAGAUCUUCUUGGCUUCAGCUGGACUGAGCUGGCAAGGGAACUGGAAUUCAAUGAGGAUGAUGUUCAGCAAGUAAGAACAGAGAAUCCUAAUUCCCUGCAAGAGCAGAGCCAUGCCUUGUUGCAACGAUGGGUUGAACGGGAAGGCAAACACGCUACGGAGGGUAGCCUGAUCAAAAGGCUAACGAAGAUCAAUCGCAUGGACAUAGUCCAUCUUAUUGAAACCCAGAUGAACAAGUCAGUUCAAGAGCAAACAUCAAGGACAUAUGCAGAGAUAGAAAAGACUCUUGACCACAGUGAAGUCUCAGUAGCUCUAUCUUCAGUGCAAGAGGAUACAGACAGCCCAAGAAUUGUGAGGAGGGUAGAGUCAGACCGCAGACCACCCCCAGCUGUGUCUGAAGAAGACCUCUCAGUUGCCUCCUUAUUGGAUAUUCCUUCAUGGGCAGAACCUGCAGGACAAACUCACUCAGAAAGCAUGCACGGGGACUUAUUGGAGGAUCCCGAAAUCCCACAUGAACUGAACCCUAAUCUGUGGACCUCAGAGGAUGUGAUUACACAAGAAUCCACUAGUCACUCAGAUGAGCAAGUAUCAUCUUCAACUUUCAAGACAAAUAUUUCUCAAGCCCCAAAACACAACAAUGUUGAUAUGGGACAAAUUCAGGGCAUGCAAACAGAGACACUUUUGUUGACACAUGAUUCAAACACAGGAGUAAUAACAUCCCACAAUGAACCUGUGUUGGACGUAGUGAACACUGAAUAUGACAUUACAUCGACCAGCCAAAGUAGCUUUCCACAGGGAAAAUAUAAUGAGUCAGACUCUGAGACUCUAGAAUCACAAGAAAAUUGUGAUUCUGUACUUACCAUCAAGUCCUUAAAAUCUAGCCCAACAUCACAGAAAAGUGGAUCUCCUCAGCUUGAUCAGAUGUUUUCUGAUUUGAAGGAAAUGAAACUCAAGUUAUCACCAGAAAAACUUGAUUCACAUGCAUCAGAGUCCUCUGAUAGCAGCCCCGAGGAGAAAGAAGCUUACAUAUAUACAGAACUUUCACCUGAAGAGGAAUACCCUACUGAAAAAAUAGAUAAAGUCAGUGUGUUUCCUGUUCCACAGCUUACAGAAGGUAUUGCAAAUGUAGGACAAUGUCUUGAUACAAAACAUGCGUCAGAGUCUGACUCUGACAUUCAUCAAGAAUCGAAUUCAUCACCAACUGAAGCUCCGUCAAUCCCUGAAGUUCAUCAAAGAUUUGGUGAGGAAAUUCAACAGCAAAGCUUUGGACACUUUCAGUCCUGCCAAAGUAUUCAGAGUCUUACUGAAACAUUUUCUUCAUCGAGAGACACACUUGAGAAAAAUCUGAAUGACUUCAACAGGAAAAACCUUAUGACAAACACCUAUUCAAAUUGCGAAGGACAGUUCCUACCUACACAAUCUUUAGAGUCAACGGGCACAACAGAAGAAACCUCUGCUGAGACUAACCAAGAUCAAUGUUUAAGGGAGGGAACCUCGACUAAAACCAUAUCUACCCAGCCUGUGUCUGAUUUUACUCCUGACAUAGCUACAUCUUCGAGACAUUUCAGCUUUGAUGAGCUGAUACCUUACCCCUCUUCCAGGAGUGUAGAAAAACUUUCUGAUGAGAAUGGGUAUGAAUAUUUUGCCCCUGAAUCUCCUAUAUUCAAACUCAAAACUGAAACCUCCUCAUCAGGUUCUGAUGAGGAGUACACCAACCCACUAGAAGCUGCAGAGAUCUCCUCUGCUUCAGGGACCUAUGCCAGGACCCCUCUCAGAAUUGCUGAUGGAGCACAGUGCAGAAAGGACAGUCCAAACCUGGAAUACUCUGACAUGGAGUCCUUUUUUGACUGCAAACAAGUAGUGUCGGAUUUGUCAGAGAAUGAACUUGAUGCACCUGAGACAACUGGUAGUGCAGGUCCAGCUCAGCAUCAACUCGACACAGGGACACAGGAAAAGGCAAAGCAAAAAAUGCUCCCGUCUUCUGGAAGUGAAGAUUAUGAAGAUGCUCUUUUGGUUCAUGAGUCGUACAAUCAGGAACUUGAAGAGAGCAGAGAAUCACUACAUCACUCAGAGACAUCAGAUGAAGAAUUCACUCUAUGCAAAACUUCUCUACCUUCUGGAACUUACUAUACUGAUAAGUCUCCGCAAAGGGAGGUCUCUGCAGAAUUUGGUUCAAUAUCAGAAAGUUCAGAUGAGGAGUUUCUGACCACCAGAAUAAUACGAAGGAGAAUUUUAAUCAAGGUUGAUGAAGUAGCUCACCUCCCUACUCAGUCCGUGACUGAAGAAAAGUACCGAGAUGAAAAUGGGCAUUUAGUUGUCAAAAGGGUUACACGAAAAGUAAUCCGCAAGUGUGCUUCUGUGGAUGGUGAAGAGAUACCGUCAGAAGGAGCUUCUCAGGACUCUUUGACUGUAGCAGACGAAGAUGGUUAUUCCAGGAUGGGAAAGCGGACCGUACUAAAAAGUGUUGGAGACCACACAGAGGUCACAUUUUUAAAAAGUGAAGGCUUCCUGUCAUCCAGGCAAGAAAAAGUUGAUUCAGGAAAGAAAACUGUAGUUGAGGGGGAAAGGAGAGCAACUUCCCAGGGAGGUCCGUCUUUGGCCUCAAAGCUCCCAUCAGCCCAGAAUUAUUCCAAACAGGGCCCACAUGUGUAAAGGUUCAACCCACAAACAGUGGUGGAAGGAUCCGGGCAGCACGAAGACGUCUUCAUUUCACAAUUGGAGGACCCAGGAAAAGAUCAGUUGCCUGUGAUCAAUAGUAGCAACUCCACCAGGUUUUUCACUGCUGCCAUGAAAAUGAGGACAACAAUAAAGACAAAACAGAGGUGGAAGAGCAACUGAAUGACUAUCUCUCUCCCCAGAUCCCCAGCUCUGUCCACGCUAAAGUCCCUGCUAAUCCUAUGCAUUAGCCACAUGCAAUCCCAGUGUGCACCUCAGAGACACCACAGUCUUCCCAUUUCAGUUCUGGAAGAUUAAUUUUUGUUUUCCAAUUUUUUUAAUUUUGUUUUUUGACGUUAUCAAACCAUAAUUUUUAAAAUGAUUUUCUGAAGUUGCUUUGCCUUUUUAUGACCAAAGAAAGCCUUCUGUUUCCUUAUUGAAUUAUUCUUAAUGUCCAGGUUGUUGUAGUUUUGCUUUGAAUACGUGGAAGAGCAACAAGAAAACAGAUGAUAAAAACAGGGGAACACAGUCCAAGGUAAAGGACAACUUACCUUAAAAUAAAUUCAGCUACUGAUGUCUUCAUUGAGGGUUCAGAAUUAAACAAAAAACAUAUAAUUUACAUCACUCUGGCUGUAACAUGCUUCUUUCACCAACAAUUUGAGUCCUUUUCAUUUUUUUUCCCCUUGACUCAGGUGGUCAGGAUGUCACAAACAGAAAAACGGACUGUGCUGACACAAAAUGUAACUGCUGCUGUCGUGUUUCGUGUAGACUAUGUGUACUCUUGUCUUUAGUAGCCAGAAACAUAUAUUAUCUAUUAUAUGAAAAUAGCUGACAUCUGUAGCUUAGGAAUUAAUAAUCACUCACGUGAAGUAAAACUGGCAUGGCUAAUCAACACGUGUCAGUGAGAUCCCGGCUUUGACUGCUUUGCCGCUCUGUGGACUGUCUUUCAGACUUCUUUUUCUUUCCUCAGUGUCUUUUUAUGUGUAAUUACAUUUGUUCCUUGGCUUUCUGAUAUUGACUCAUGAGCUAUGGAUGAUGAAUGUGUGCUGAUCUAGCUGCAGCAGUGGUGACUGGUUUCACUAGAGUUUUGCAAGCAUCACCACUUCAAAAGCUAUUUAAAUUUCAGGUAUCCAUCAGGAAAAGAAAAACAUUUACAUGUCUGUGGAGCAUAACCAGGUAUUUGCUGAACCAUUUAAUGUAAAAGCUUUAUUAGCUCUCUUUUUUUCAUUGAGAAAAUAUUUAAUUGAGUGGAUGAGUGUGUGCUUGUUUAUUUUACAUAAAUCGCUUUUGCACUCCUGAAUGUCAGGUGGGAACCCCUCCACGCUUUUUGUGCACCGGCCAUAAGGGAACAGUAAAUGAGCAGUUUCAUUGCGGGGUGUGGAGGAUGAUGAAAUGACACAAGAUGGCUGUACGAUGUCACUGUGCUUACCUGGGACAUGUAUAUCACUCUCACUGUUUACGUUAUGAUUUCAAGAAAACAUGCAAAAUAGUGGAAGUUCACUGUGACAGGUUUGCUUUUAGUUUACUGAAACAGCAUUGUUUUUUUUUUUUUGAUGACAGUUAUGUGCAUAUACAGCUCAUAAUUAAUAAUUAUCUACAAGGGCAUGAAUUAUUGUAUUAAAUUUCAAACAGACUAAAAGUAAAUGGCUGCAGUGUAUCUAUGACUGGUAGAAAAUAAAAACCUGCAAACAUACGGUGUUGGAACUCGA